Molecule: messenger RNA, 4350 nt
Organism: Orbicella faveolata
Lineage: Eukaryota; Metazoa; Cnidaria; Anthozoa; Scleractinia; Merulinidae
Product: neuropeptide Y receptor type 2-like
Biological process (GO): G protein-coupled receptor signaling pathway
Cellular component (GO): membrane
Molecular function (GO): G protein-coupled receptor activity
Source: RefSeq, a predicted model, not a curated record
AAAGCUGAAACCGUCGAAAAACACUGCUGAGCUUUCAAAAGAAAGUAUAAAAAUUGCGCUGUUUUACGGAAUAGUGGCUUUUACAAACGUAAGUAGAAUUUGGCCAAUUUUCAUAUUAAUUAAUAAUAAUCAUAAGGUGAUCGAUUCAUAUUUUUUUAACUUUUUUUUUUUUUUUCGCGAAUGUCUCAAAAGCUAAGAAUUUUAUUGAGUGAUAAAUGGUAAAUUCGAAGAUGGAAUAUUUCCAGGCGGGGCCUCUUACAGGGUCAUCUGCAGUUCUAAAACCGUUUGGUUUAACUUUUUCUCUAGGGACUCAGUGAGUGAUAAAUAAAGAACAAUAUUCCCAGUACUUGAUUGGCAAAAAUAGCGUGAGGAAAAUAAUAAAUUAUUCAGGAAAAAGCAAGUGGUCCAUCAAUCUAGCUGUGUGAAAACGUCACGAAAAUACCUCAAACAGAAGUUUAUCAACAAAACGCCUCGGGGAUUUUUUAACCGUCUACGUUAUUCAUUUUUUUGCGCUGCUGCGUGUUUCUCAGUGGUUUCAAAAUCGUGUGUGACGACGUUUGUCUAAAUCGAACACAGGGUUUUGUCCCGCACCCGUCGACGAUAAACUCUAGUGUACUGGUAAUACUGCAAUCAAAUUGGCUGACCUUUUGUUUUUCUGACAAUCGGCGGAUAACUUAUAAGAUGACACGCUGUCAAGUGAGCCAUUACUUGUUGAUAAAUGAGUUAUCAUCAAGCCUCUGCUUUCUGACCUUCCCAAGCAACGUUUGCAACGUCAGUUAUCAGACUUCAAGUCGGGAGACAACAACAGCCGUCAUUCUUUAAUUCAUCAAAUGAUUUCCGCGAAGAAUUGAAGAACUUCCUCGCCUAUUUCGACUAGAAAGCGUUUCCAACGAACGGAGGUAGGAAACAAGAACAAUCAUGCAAGACGUGCACAUUAAUAGAACAGCCAACAUAUCUUCGGCAAACGCAACAGUACCGGGUUUUCCCGUAUACCUCCACCAGCCUCUUGGAGCCACAGUGUUCCAAAUCAGUUUGUGGUCGACCAUUGCCUUUCUCGGCGUGUUCGGCAAUCUCUUGGUAUGCAUCGUGAUCCUUAGCCAAGCGAAGAUGAAGACCUCAAUAAACUACUACUUGCUGAGCUUGGCCAUAGCGGAUUUGGGGGUACUGCUAUUGAUCUACCCUAUAGCGGUGUUAAGAUAUCUCUUUCCAUUUCGCUGGUUGUUAGGAAGGCAGGUAUGUUUCUACCUAACUCCUACAGUGGAGAUAUUCUUCGGAGCCUCCACCUGGUCAAUUGCAGCCAUUGCCAUCGAGAGAUACCGAAACGUUGUUGGCGCCAAGCGCUACCAGAUAAGAUACAGGUCUCGCGAUCGAAUGAGGACUUUCGUUGUUAUUGGUAUGGUUUGGGUGGCCUCAUUUUUAGUUUCAUCCGUACCUCUAUACCCUAUCAUGACCUACAAUUCCAAUCUGAAACUUUGCUAUCCCGAAUGGCCUGAUAUGUCUGGGACAAAUGCAUUCUAUCUGACGCAUUCCUUAACUCUACUCGUCUUCUGGUAUGUCCUACCUUUGAUUGUCAUAGUAUUCACAUACGUCAAGAUUAAGAAAAGAGUACGCGAAAGUGUUAAGUUCCGAAGCUCAAUGACAUCUCAGUCUUCACGAAACUCAGAAAGACGUGAUAAAUCGAUCUGGCGACAAAGUAACAAGGCAAAGAGGAUUCUUACACCUUUGGUUGUUUUGUAUGCUGUGACAAUGUUUCCGUUGAACGCUUUACGCACCUUGUUGCUUAUUAUACCGACGUUUUGGACGAAUUCUUACUAUAAUCUGAUCAUGGGCCAAGUUGGAUUUUUCGUUUUAAUCAACUCGUCAGCUAAUCCGCUACUGUACUAUAUCAUGAGUAAAGAAUUCAAGGAUGCAUUCAAGAAAAUAUUCAGAAGUCUGAAAGACAAGACGUUUUUCAGAGAUUUCUGCAGAAAAAUCAGAGCAUUGUUGGGAAACUCGAAAGAGCUGGAAGAAGAGGAACAAAAUCUUCAACUAACAAGUAACAACAACUCUCAGGUUGCGCUUAUCAAUGUCCAGAUUGUCACUGGUUUGUAAACUCCGAACUGUACCGUGCAUUUUCCAUGUACUAUAAGCUAACGGCCAGUUGAUAACAGCCAUAGUAAAGGCCAUGUAGACAGGGAGGUAUGAGGGUCAGUUUUGUCUCGAGCAAAAAGCUAUUUCUCCGUUGUUCGUCUAGAUUUCCCACAACUAGAUUCAUGAAUACGCCGAGCCCUUGAUGUAUUGGCUCCUGAUAGUGGCUCCUGUAUGAUGCAAAGGUGAUAUCUAAUUGGAGAUUUCAGUGUGAAUCUGGCGCUGAGUGAGUCCUUGUAGAUUUGUAAACUACUUACAAAAUUCGCGUUAUUAGGGCUAGUGAGCCCGAUAGCAAAUUUAUAAAGUGUGGCAACUUAAAAUAUGUUAACACUGUAUUUAUUCAAUUCAUCAAGACAACUGGAUAUUAUAUUCCUGUUUGCUUCGAUUAGGUAAACCGCAAAUUUUCAUCGGAACCAUGGCCACCAUCAUCUUAGAUCUGCUUUACAAGAAGCCUGAGGAAACUCAAGCGAAAUGUAGUUAGAAUGAAAAAUGAAGUGAAAAUGAAAAUGGAACUUCAGUAGAAUUUGUAGACUUUGCUAUCGCUUUAUCCUUCACGACAGUUGAAUCAGUGCUAUUUGGAAAUUUCAACUCAAUAAUAUUUCUUCAAGAUAAAACAAGAGGAGUCAUAAACGUAACGAGAUUGAAAAUAUGUUCCUUCAUGUAAUUAAGCUAUAAUUUUAAGAUUUUACGAUUUUUAGCGCCUGGGCCAUUAGUCGAAAGAGACAAAACUUGUAGAAAAAGUGUAAAUACCUUUUAAACAAAUACGCGUCAUGAAAAAUUAUUCUAUUAAACCUCCAUUUACACUAUAUUAAUAUAACGUGAGGGACUCUCAUUGUCCCUAAAUGUCGAGAUUUGGCUCAGUUUUAGGUGUUUUCUGUGGGAAAGCCUAAUUUCUACAUCUUCCUGUGGACUAUAUAUCGUAAUUUAUUUCAGGUUAAAGAUGAGGCCUUUUUUCAAGAGAAACUGGUUAAGAAAUACUGUAUCUACUAUAGUGAAUAAGUGUAAUGGUUACAAUUGAGGCAAUAUGUAAUAUAUAGUUCACUCUGUGUGUUACACGGACUUGUUUAAUCAGUACGGUUUGAAAAAGUUCAAACCUUAGACAGGAACUGAACUUGGCGAUUUUAGCAGACUUUCCUUGGCCGGAAUGACGUAAAAUUUACACCAGUUACUGAACCUGGAUCAUACAUCUAGUUAAAACAAAGGAGAUCACUACCGUGAAGGAGGAUACCCGGUCUUACCAAGCAAAGAUAUUGAAGAUUUCACUUCUCCCUUUACUCCUUAGUUUUUGUUUCGAUUGAGAAGAUAUAUCAAACACUCGAGACAGUGUUUCAUCGGCUAUCCAAACACCUCAAAUUUCGUCAAAAAUACUCCGCCGCGUUUCGUAUUCUCCACUGUCCUCUCGGUGUUUGUCCACUGUCUUCUCGGUGUUUGGAUACCCCGAUGAAACACUGUUUCUCGUGUUUGAUAUCUUACUUACCACGGUAAACCAUUUCAAAUAAAUUAGUAUUGCCAAGACAACAAUAGACCAAAACCCUCGAAAUGAGUAGCGGUUAGUUUUUGUGCGAACUUUACACGAUCUAGAAAAGCCGCAGACUCAGUCCGAGAUACAAGGACCAGGCCAGACCGGCCUAACUUCAAAAUUACGGCUGCUAAAGAGCAAUGAAUCUGGUGCGUUCUACAAUGGCCAUUUUCACAUUAAAUGAAUGACGCCGUGUUUGGACGAAGAAGUCGCCUCAGACACACAUUCGUCUUAGUGCGAUUUUUGACGGAAAAAUCAUCUAAGUUUGUUCGUCAAUUUGGACGUCUAUUAAGACUUCUUCGUCUGUACGGCCAAGUCAUCCAAAAGCCGACACACCACACAAACAAAUGGUCCUAUCUCGGUCUUAAAGUUUCAAACUUCAUUCAACGCUUUUCAUUGAAGAAAGGGCAUAAGCUUCAUAACGGAGACGAAAAGGAGGCGAGAAGUAACGCUCUUUGGUAGAAGAUUUAACCGACAAAAGGCGCUAAUUAUCAAAAUCUUAUAUUAGUGUCUGCGUACGUUACGAUUUUGCCGUGGUCAAACGGCGCAUGACAGUCCAUGAUAGUUGAUUCUCCCCUAACAAUCAUACGUGCGUUUUAACCGGAAAAACUAUCAAAGUAUACCAGGGAGAAUUUGAACAAGCUAGUUGGGUGAUACUAAUGGAUUAAUUAGUAGAAUUCUGCUAGUAUACUAAUGCAAAUGCU